Molecule: messenger RNA, 7312 nt
Organism: Chlorocebus sabaeus (green monkey)
Lineage: Eukaryota; Metazoa; Chordata; Mammalia; Primates; Cercopithecidae
Source: RefSeq, a predicted model, not a curated record
CCGGCGGACUCGGCUAGGUGCCGCUUCCUGUCCGCUUCUCUGCGCUGCCUCACGCUGCCUGCCCGGGACGCACCUCGACCCCCGGGCCCCCUCGCUGUCCCCGGCAGCGCCCCCGGCCCCAUGCAAUCCCGGCUCCUACUCCUCGGGGCACCCGGAGGCCACGGCGGCCCGGCCUCGCGGCGCAUGCGGCUGCUUCUGCGGCAGGUGGUGCAGCGCAGGCCGGGUGGCGACAGGCAGCGGCCAGAGGUCAGACUGGUGCACGCCGGCUCGGGGGCCGACACAGGUGAUACAGUUAAUAUUGGAGAUGUAUCCUACAAAUUGAAAAUUCCUAAGAAUCCAGAACUUGUGCCACAGAACUACAUUUCAGACUCCCUGGCUCAAUCUGUAGUUCAGCAUCUAAGAUGGAUAAUGCAGAAGGAUCUUUUGGGGCAAGAUGUCUUUCUAAUAGGACCUCCUGGGCCUCUUCGACGCUCUAUUGCUAUGCAGUACUUGGAGCUGACCAAACGGGAGGUCGAAUACAUUGCCCUUUCAAGGGACACCACUGAGACUGAUCUCAAACAGCGACGAGAGAUCCGUGCAGGCACAGCUUUUUACAUUGAUCAGUGUGCAGUUCGUGCAGCCACAGAAGGCAGAACUCUCAUUUUGGAAGGUUUGGAAAAGGCAGAGAGGAAUGUUUUGCCUGUUUUGAACAACUUGCUGGAAAACAGAGAGAUGCAGCUUGAAGAUGGACGCUUCCUGAUGUCUGCUGAGCGUUACGACAAACUUCUCCAAGAUCAUACCAAAAAAGAAUUGGAUUCUUGGAACAUUGUCCGAGUUAGUGAAAAUUUCCGAGUGAUCGCCUUGGGCUUGCCAGUGCCAAGGUAUUCUGGGAAUCCAUUAGAUCCCCCUCUUCGUUCUCGGUUUCAAGCCAGGGAUAUUUAUUAUUUACCCUUCAAGGACCAACUUAAGUUGUUAUAUUCAAUUGGAGCCAAUGUUUCUGCUGAGAAAAUUUCUCAGCUCUUGUCCUUUGCUACAACUCUGUGUUCCCAAGAAUCUUCUACUCUUGGACUUCCAGAUUUUCCUUUAGACAGUUUAGCAGCUGCAGUUCAAAUCUUGGAUUCCUUUCCUAUGAUGCCAAUCAAACAUGCAAUCCAGUGGCUUUAUCCGUAUAGUAUUUUACUAGGUCACGAAGGGAAGAUGGCUGUGGAAGGUGUUUUAAAGCGCUUUGAACUUCAAGAUUCAGAAAGCUCUCUGCUUCCUAAAGAGAUUGUAAGAGUAGAGAAGAUGACGGAAAACCAUGUGUCCCAAGCUUCUGUGACCAUCCGGAUUGCAGAUAAAGAGGUGACCAUUAAGGUGCCAGCUGGGACCAGGCCAUUAAGUCAACCUUGUACAUCAGACCGUUUCAUACAGACUUUGAGCCAUAAGCAGCUACAGGCUGAAAUGAUGCAGUCUCACAUGGUUAAGGAUAUAUGUUUAAUUGGAGGAAAGGGUUGUGGAAAAACAGUGAUCGCCAAGAACUUUGCUGAUACCUUAGGAUACAACAUAGAACCUAUUAUGCUCUAUCAGGAUAUGACAGCACGUGAUCUGCUACAACAGAGAUACACCCUUCCAAAUGGAGACACUGCCUGGCGGUCCUCACCCCUUGUGAAUGCUGCUCUGGAAGGCAAGCUGGUCCUGUUGGAUGGCAUUCACCGGGUGAAUGCGGGCACACUUGCUGUAUUGCAAAGAUUAAUCCAUGAUCGAGAGCUAAGCCUCUAUGAUGGUUCUAGGCUGCUGAGAGAAGACAGGUAUAUGCGUUUAAAAGAGGAGCUGCAACUGUCUGAUGAACAGCUACAGAAGAGAUCCAUUUUUCCAAUCCAUCCCUCCUUCAGAAUCAUUGCCUUGGCAGAACCCCCUGUUAUCGGAAGCACAACACACCAGUGGCUGGGACCAGAAUUCUUAACCAUGUUCUUUUUCCAUUACAUGAAACCACUGGUGAAAAGUGAAGAAAUCCAAGUGAUUAAGGAAAAGGUCCCAAAUGCACCUCAAGAAACUCUGGAUAAAUUAUUAUCAUUUACACACAAACUCAGAGAAACACAAGAUCCAACGGCACAAUCAUUAGCGGCCUCACUUUCUACCAGGCAACUGUUGCGAAUUUCUCGUCGGCUGUCACAGUAUCCUAAUGAAAAUCUUCACAGUGCUGUUACUAAAGCCUGCCUUUCCAGGUUUUUACCCAGUCUUGCUAGGUCAGCAUUAGAAAAAAAUCUGGCAGAUGCUACAAUAGAAAUAAAUACUGAUGACAAUUUGGAGCCAGAACUGAAGGAUUACAAAUGUGAAGUAACAUCUGGAACUCUGAGGAUUGGUGCUGUUAGUGCUCCUAUCUAUAAUGCACACGAGAAAAUGAAAGUGCCUGAUGUUCUUUUCUAUGACAACAUUCAGCACAUGAUAGUGAUGGAAGACAUGCUGAAAGACUUUCUCCUUGGAGAACACUUAUUAUUGGUUGGCAACCAGGGUGUAGGAAAAAACAAGAUUGUUGACAGAUUCCUUCACCUGCUCAACAGACCCCGAGAAUAUAUUCAGCUACACAGGGAUACAACAGUACAAACUCUUACACUUCAGCCUUCAGUUAAAGACGGACUUAUUGUAUAUGAAGACUCACCUUUGGUUAAAGCAGUAAAGUUGGGUCACAUUCUGGUAGUAGAUGAGGCAGACAAAGCUCCAACAAAUGUCACGUGUAUUUUAAAAACUCUAGUAGAAAAUGGAGAAAUGAUUCUAGCAGAUGGAAGACGCAUUGUUGCAAAUUCUGCUAAUGUGAAUGGAAGAGAAAAUGUUAUUGUGAUUCAUCCUGAUUUUAGGAUGAUUGUCCUGGCAAACAGACCUGGAUUUCCUUUCCUAGGCAAUGAUUUCUUCGGUACCUUAGAGAGAGAGAGAGAGAGAGAGAGAAUAUAUCCUCCAAAGCUGCACUGUGUGCUCUACAAAUAUUCUUGGAAAUACAGUCAAUGUGGUCAGUGCCUCCGCUCACAAGGUGAUAUUUUUAGCUGCCAUGCAGUUGAUAACCCCAAACCCCACUCGGAGCUCGAGAUGCUCAGACAGUAUGGACCAAAUGUGCCGGAGCCCAUCCUUCAGAAGCUUGUGGCUGCCUUUGGAGAGCUGAGGAGUUUGGCUGACCAAGGGAUUAUUAACUAUCCUUAUUCUACCAGAGAAGUUGUCAACAUAGUCAGACAUUUACAGAAAUUUCCCACUGAAGGUCUCUCCAGUGUAGUUCGAAAUGUGUUUGACUUUGAUUCCUACAACAACGACAUGAGGGAGAUAUUGAUUAACACAUUACACAAAUACGGGAUACCUAUUGGAGCAAAGCCUACCAGUGUGCAACUGGCAAAGGAGUUGCCUCUGCCAGAACAGACGUUCAUGGGCUACUGGACAAUUGGUCAGGCAAGAAGUGGGAUGCAAAAACUCUUGUGUCCAGUGGAAACUCAUCAUAUAGACAUAAAGGGUCCAGCACUUAUAAAUAUACAGGAGUAUCCAAUAGAAAGACAUGAAGAAAGAUCCCUAAACUUUACUGAAGAAUGUGCCUCCUGGAGAAUACCACUGAAUGAAGUUAAUAUAAUCUGUGACAUUGCUACAUCACAUGAAAAUGAGCAAAAUACUCUCUAUGUCGUUACAUGCAAUCCUGCUUCCCUGUACUUUAUGCAUAUGACUGGGGAAAGUGGCUUCUUUGUGGACUUGUUUGAUAUCUUCCCAAGAACAGCCAAUGGCAUUUGGCACCCUUUUAUGACAGUGGCACCGCUGGGAAGUCCUCUCAAAGGUCAAGUGGUUCUCCAUGAGCAGCAGAGUGAUGUUAUCCUCUUGUUAGAUACCACUGGCCAGGCCCUUCGUCGCCUCAUCCUCCCUUCAGAGAAACUUACAUCUAAGAAACCUUUCUGGUGGAACAAAGAAGAAGCUGAAACUUAUAAAAUGUGUAAAGAAUUUUCACACAAAAACUGGCUGGUAUUCUACAAAGAAAAAGGGAACAGCCUGACUGUGCUGGAUGUUCUAGAAGGGCGAACUCACACCAUCUCACUUCCCAUCAAUCUCAAGACAGUUUUCCUUGUAGCAGAGGACAAAUGGCUUCUGGUGGAGAGCAAAACAAAUCAGAAAUAUCUUUUAACUAAGCCUGCACACAUCGAGUCUGAGGGUAGUGGGGUUUGCCAGUUGUAUGUGCUGAAAGAGGAGCCGCCCAGCACGGGGUUUGGAGUUACACAAGAAACAGAGUUCAGCAUACCUCAUAAAAUUUCCAGUGAUCAACUAUCAUCUGAACAUCUAAGUUCAGCUGUGGAACAAAAGAUUGCCUCUCCCAACAGAAUUCUCUCAGAUGAGAACAAUUAUGCUACAAUAGUUGUUGGUUUUCCAGAUCUCAUGUCACCCAGUGAAGUUUAUUCUUGGAAGAGACCAUCAUCUUUGCAUAAACGAAGUGGCACUGAUACAUUGUUCUAUAGCGGAAAGAAGAAAAGUGGGACUCCAAAACAAAGCAAUUGUGUGACUCUUUUAGAUUUGAAUCAGAUUGUGAGGAUUUUACCCCCAGGAGAAGUCCCUCUAAAAGAUAUCUACCCAAAAGAUGUUACUCCUCCACAAACAUCUGGUUAUAUAGAAGUCACUGAUCUUCAAUCAAAGAAACUCCGAUAUAUCCCUAUUCCCAGAUCAGAAUCUCUGUCGCCGUAUACCACAUGGCUGUCUACCAUUUCCGACACAGAUGCACUGCUAGCGGAGUGGGACAAAAGUGGGGUUGUUACUGUUGAUAUGGGAGGUCACAUCAGGCUUUGGGAAACUGGACUUGAACGUCUGCAGCGAUCUCUCAUGGAAUGGAGAAACAUGAUUGGACAAGAUGACAGAAAUAUGCAGAUAACAAUCAACAGAGACAGUGGUGAAGAUGUAAGCUCCCCCAAACACGGGAAGGAGGACCCAGACAACAUGCCUCACGUGGGCGGCAACACUUGGGCUGGCGGAACAGGGGGAAGAGACACGGCAGGCCUGGGUGGCAAAGGAGGCCCUUACCGGCUGGAUGCAGGCCAUACGGUGUACCAGGUCUCUCAGGCUGAGAAAGAUGCAGUUCCCGAGGAGGUCAAGAGAGCUGCUAGAGAGAUGGGCCAGAGAGCAUUCCAGCAGAGGCUAAAGGAGAUCCAAAUGAGUGAAUACGAUGCUGCAACCUAUGAAAGGUUUUCAGGUGCUGUUCGGCGACAGGUGCACUCCCUCCGAAUCAUCCUGGAUAAUUUACAGGCUAAAGGUAAAGAAAGACAGUGGCUAAGACAUCAAGCUACUGGGGAACUAGAUGACGCCAAGAUCAUCGAUGGGCUGACUGGAGAAAAAGCCAUCUACAAACGUCGGGGUGAGCUGGAGCCGCAACUUGGCAGCCCACAACAGAAACCCAAGCGUCUGCGCCUGGUGGUGGAUGUGUCUGGUAGCAUGUACCGUUUCAACAGAAUGGAUGGCCGGCUCGAGCGCACGAUGGAGGCUGUGUGUAUGGUCAUGGAAGCCUUCGAGAACUAUGAGGAGAAGUUCAAGUAUGACAUCGUUGGACACUCUGGAGAUGGCUACAACAUUGGCCUGGUUCCAAUUCACAAAAUCCCCAAGGACAAUAAGCAAAGACUAGAAAUUCUGAAGACAAUGCAUGCCCACUCUCAGUUCUGCAUGAGUGGGGACCACACGUUAGAAGGGACAGAACAUGCCAUCAAGGAAAUUGUCAAAGAAGAAGCUGAUGAGUACUUUGUCAUAGUCUUGAGUGAUGCAAAUCUGUCACGAUAUGGAAUACAUCCUGCUAAGUUUGCUCAAAUCCUCACAAGUGACCCUCAAGUAAAUGCUUUUGCCAUUUUUAUUGGCUCUUUAGGUGAUCAAGCAACGAGGCUGCAGAGAACUUUACCAGCUGGUCGGUCUUUCGUUGCCAUGGAUACCAAGGACAUCCCUCAGAUUUUACAACAGAUCUUCACCUCCACCAUGUUGUCGAGUGUCUAAGAAGUGCUCUUCAUCACCCUGAUGACAGCAGGAUUUGAAAUAAGACAGGAGUAAGGAGUAUUCUGAAAAAGAGAUACGGAUGAAGUGAACCCAUGCAGUGACUGGAUGAUUCCGGCAUUCCUGGGUCUUCCUCCACUUGCUCAGUAAUGAGAAUUCAGAAAAGCAGCCAGAGGGAGGCUUGAACAUGGAAAGAUGUUCCACUGAUGACUUCAGAAGCUCAAGCUAGUUGGCCCACACUUUAUCAAACGUUGGCGUUAAAGGCAGGUGGUUUUGAGAACUAUGUGUUUGGUCUAUUUCCAAAAACCUGAGGGGGAAAAAAUACUUUGUUUUUGCCUUAACACGUCAUCUGGUCACCUAAGAUAAGAAAAGCGACCCCAUCAAGCCGCGCCUUUGGUGUCACAUUCUGACAUAAGAUGCAAAACCCACCAAAAUGCUCCUAUCCAAUAAUUAUUUUUAUUUUCUCCCUGCUCUGUAUUGACCAGAAAACAAUGAUUUUAUAAUAUUUAACCCACCAAAAUGUCCCUCCAACAGCAAUAUUUUAUGAAAGGUUGGCUGUUCUCAAUAAUUUCAUUUUCUUGGCCAAAGUCAAAAGGAAUCAAAAAAUCCUUGGAGUGCUUGCCUUUCCAUGUGACUUUUAAAAGGCUCUUAAAUAAUAAAGAGCAAAUGUCCUCUUCUUCUUGCUGCUAGAGUGGGAGGAGAAAGGUGUCUUGCCUUAAAAGUUUACUGUUUCUUCUGUUCUUCUAGCAUCUCUCAAAAAAUUCACAGUACUCCAUUUUGAGGUGCAAACUGUAAUGCUCAAAAUAAUAAAUGUUUAUAAGAAAAUUCUUUAUUGAGAACAUUCAUACAAAAAUUACCUAAAGCAAAGUAAAAAAAGUAAAAUCAAGGUGGUAUAUUUGAAGUGAAUGGUGAUUGGAGAUUUCUUUAGCUGUAACAAACAAACAAAAAGAAAGAAAACAACUUUUUUUAAAGCCUCAUUCUUUUUUCUGUCAAAAUGUACCUUAUUCCCACACACUCUUGGACUGACCUUUGUUUUAUCAAUAGGCUCAAUAUCACUUUGUUUAAAAUCAAAUGCUUCAGCAGAAGUCAUUCUCUCUUUAACCGUAUAAUGUAAAAACUCCUCUUCACCAUUGAUAGCAAAAUCAGAAACUUUAGGGCAUCAGUGAAUUGAAAAAAUUGGUCUUAAAUUGGAAAAGCUAAUCUUAUUAAUAAUAUUAUCCUGUCCAUCCAUAUAUUUUGAAAUUGUACAGGUCCAUAAUUUCAUUUUAAUUAAUUAUAGGAGAGAAGAGAAGACCCAUUUGUUCCAUCACCCCCUCUCGCUGUCAUUAACUAUUAAAUAAAUAAAAGCUAUCUGCUUUCCAGCGCAGUACUA